AUGGCCUACCUCCCACCUGCUGGCAUACGUUGCCUUACAGACAGCAAAGUGUCCUACCUGCCCACGAUGUCAGAGAUACAAAAUCCCGCCUACACGGACAAGAUGCUGGAUGCCAUAAAGAAGAAUGCCCAACACAGACCGACAGACACAUCUUUACCUGUCAAAAGAGCUUACUCGGAUGAAAUUGCUUUCAAGCCAGCAAAAACAUUUACAGAGUUUGACACAUACACAGCCAAGGGCACAUGGUCACAUUGCAAGGCUGGGCAGCCAGAUCUACGGAAACUGCCUUACGGUCUUCCCCCAAAUAGCUUUGAUGUGAAGAUUCGGGCCAACUGGUUUGAUCAUUGGAAAGAGCAAAACUACGUUUACACGGGCGCCUUUAGACAAUGGGAGAAGAGAUAUGGCGCCAGAUACUUGUAUCCAACUCCUGUCAUUCCAAAACCACCCCGCUUUACCAGCAAGAAUACCCGAUUGCCUUGA
Candidula unifasciata is the source of this 480-nucleotide messenger RNA. The record is from the annotation of a GenBank genome assembly. NCBI's taxonomy places the organism in Eukaryota, Metazoa, Mollusca, Gastropoda, Stylommatophora, Geomitridae.